Molecule: messenger RNA, 414 nt
Organism: Diachasma alloeum
Lineage: Eukaryota; Metazoa; Arthropoda; Insecta; Hymenoptera; Braconidae
Exons: 1
Coding region: 1-414 (137 amino acids)
Molecular function (GO): nucleic acid binding; zinc ion binding
Source: RefSeq, a predicted model, not a curated record
AUGGCAUAUGGUGGAACCCAGACCGCCUCAGUGACUGUCGCAGCAACUGCUGCCAAAAAUAUCCUGGGUGAGCAUGGCAAAAUUAAGAUCGGUUUGGUUAUUUGCCAUAUCAGGAGACUGGAGAGACCGAUGAAGUGCUUCAGGUACUGGCACUACGAACAUCUCGCCACGAAAUGCACGAGCACUGUUGACCGAUCGAAGUUCUGCAUCAAAUGCACAGCGACUGGACACAAAGCUUCAGACUGCAAGAAGAGGCCCCUAUACGCCUUGUGCAGUGAGAAAAAAGGCAACACAGAGAAUUGUGCUCACAUUGCUGGUAGCAGUAAAUGCCCAGUGUAUUAUAUAAGGAGGCGCUCCAAAAGGUCCUCAAUAAACGAUGAUGAAGGUACUCCAACUAAACCUCAAUCAUUGUGA